GGCGUUCACAUCCAAUCUCUUCGGAGUCAUGGACAACGUACCCAUUACAGAGUGUACACGGUACUCUUGACGAUAAUAUUACAGUGCAUUGCAUAUUGUCGUAAUAUUUGCUUUAAGAGAAAGUGAGAUAUAGCCGACAAAGUCACUGUUCGGACCACGUUAGGACAACAUCAAAUAGACGAGUGCUGUUGAAAUUUGAAGCAUUUUGUUGUGCCUUAGAGUGGUCAAUAUUGAGUGGGUAGUAGUUUUUUUCUUGAUUUUUCUACCCAACUAUGUGGAGAUUAUGUUUUUUUAUUGGGAUUUGCUUGUUGCCAGUCUUCGGGUCAGAGAUACCCCCGUAUAUCAAGCAAUGCUACGAAGGUGAACCUGACGUCAUAGAAUGUUUCAAAGGAGCCAUACACCACCUGAGGCCAUACUUGAGGCAAGGAAUAAAAGAAAUUGAACUACCCUCCGUUGAGCCCUUCAAAAUGGAAGAAUUAAGCCUUUCUCUCACCACAGGACCGAACGGGUACAAGGUGUCGUUGAAAGAUAUCGAUGUUUUUGGAGCUAGCCAAUUCACAGUGAGGAAAUUGAGGUUGAGCACCGAAAAAUCACCCUUUGAAACCAAAAUUAAAAUUCCUCAACUGAAAAUCCAUUCAAGAUAUGAGAGCAGUGGGGUUUUGAUAAUCUUACCAGCAAGUGGUAAUGGUACUUUUGAUGGAAAAUUAGAUGAUAUUCUUGCAACUGUUAAAGGAACAGUCAAGAUUCAAGAAAAAGACAAUAAGAAAUAUCUUCACGUUGAAACUCUUACUGUGAAUCUUUUGGUCAAAGACAUUCACUUAGAGGUGAAGAAUAUUUACAACAAUAAUAUAAUUUUGACACAAGCUAUUAAUCUAUUUCUCCGACAAAACGGGAUGGAAGUUUUCAAUGUGAUGCUCCCGCAACUCAAACUGAAACUUUCGAAGUUGUUCAUGGACAUUGCCAACUCUUUACUAUCUCAUGUGUCUUUGGAUACCUUCUAUGUACCUAAAGGAACAUCCGAAGAAGUAACAAAGCAUUGAGAGGGGCACCAGUUCAAGAAAAUAAUAAUGUCCCAGUUUCAGUGCACAUCAGAUUGCUCAGUAAUUUCACAAUAGCUACUUCUUUAACCAGUACAACUUCUAUGUGAAGGUUGAGAUAUUUUUUUAUUUUGAUGCUAGGAUGCCAGAUAACGUCAGAAACUGCUGUGUUCCGAAUAGUGUUAGACAAUUUCACAUAUUUUAUUCUAUUAUUGUAAUUUGUAUAGUUCAAAUCUUAUUUAUACAGUGAUGAUUAUGGGUGUAUUCGAAUAUGUGAUUUGGAAAUAGAACCACCUCUUAUUUAU
Phaedon cochleariae (mustard beetle) is the source of this 1342-nucleotide messenger RNA. Lineage: Eukaryota; Metazoa; Arthropoda; Insecta; Coleoptera; Chrysomelidae. The record is from the annotation of a GenBank genome assembly.